AUGCGGUCCGCCACGUGCGCCACGCGCCCUCUGUUCGCUGCCGCUUCGUUUGCGAGCAAGCGCGCGUCCCGUCCGGCCAAAAGUACAUCGCCGGUCUCUUCUGCAGGGCAGAAACAGCGCCAGCACUUGAACCGACUGCGGGCGGUGCUGGCCACGGGGGCUGCGACAGGUUCGACGCCCGCCUCGAGCCGCGAUCCGAUUCUGUCCACCGAACAAACACCUGCAGCAGCCGUUGCAGUUGCAACAGGAGGACUGGAUCCGGCCGCCAAGAAGCGGCAGAAGGAGUACGCGCGGAUGCUGCGGCUGAAAAAAGCGCGACACGCGCGCGUGAAAGACCUGCCGCUGUUUCGCGAAGGGUCGUUUCUGUUCCGGUGCUUUGGCGAGAAGACGUUGGGGGACUAUGACGAUCUGCCGAAGACUGUCUUUCGCGGUGAGAUUGCCGUGAUCCACUCGGAGCAAGAGGAGAUGCAACACGUCGAGUACUUGACGGAGCAGAAAGUCGUGGGCGUCGAUACUGAAGCGAGACCCGACUUUUACCCGCAAAAAGGAACGAAGAGCAAUCCCGCGUGCUUGAUUCAGGUUUGCACAUUAGAUCGGGCGUUCCUGUACCGCUUGCAACGAGGGAACCCGCUGCCGCCGAUGCUGCAGGAACUGUUUGCCGAUCCAGAUGUCCUCAAAGUCGGCCACUCGCUGAGCGACGACUGUCGUCAUUUGAAGGCGUCGGGUCUUGUACACGCAGUCAAUUCGACCGUGGACACGCUGUAUAUAACACAAAAGCUUGGAUGCAUGCGACCUGGACUGAAGACAGCGUGUCAAGUGUUUCUUCAAGCAUCGCUCGACAAAGAGAUGCAAGUAUCGGACUGGGAAGCGCCUGUGCUGAGCGAGGCGCAGAUCAACUACGCUGCGACGGACGCGUGGGCGCCAAUGCGAGUUUUGCUUGCUAUGAUUCAGUUGGACGGUACAAAGGAGCUACUGCGGACGAAAAGCUACAACUCGCUUGCCCGGACAGUUGUCGACGAGAACCAUGAGGUCUUACUCGGAAAGCUGCUCUCGUUUGCGCUUCGCCACCAGGUACCAAGAAUCGAGUACGAACUGCGUUCGUGA
Molecule: messenger RNA, 1104 nt
Organism: Hyaloperonospora brassicae
Lineage: Eukaryota; Oomycota; Peronosporomycetes; Peronosporales; Peronosporaceae
Source: the annotation of a GenBank genome assembly